CUGCAUAAUUCAUUCCGCUCUUCCUGGCUGUCCUUUUUUCUACUUCUUGUUCUCAAUUCCCUGUCAUUCCAAGCUGAAGCGCUUCACCAAUUACCCUCCCAGUGUGUGUUCAGCGCUAUGGCUACACUCCAGAAACUCCCAUUCUUCGUCCGCCAGUCCUCACGGACUCUGGCUCGGUGCAGGAAACCCCUCAUCCAGCCCCCCGCACUACGCACUCUAGUGAUGAAGCACCCAAAGGACUUUGUCCCUCCCACAGAGGAGGACCUGCUAGAGCUUCGCGAGCGUGUACAGGAAUUUACACGGCGCGAAAUUCCCGAAGAAGUUGCCGCGCAGACCGACGCCCAGAAUGAGUUUCCGGCUGAGAUGUGGAAGAAGCUGGGUGAAGCUGGGUUCCUUGGUAUUACAGCCAACGAAGAGUACGGUGGGCUAGGGAUGGGAUACCAGGCUCACUGCGUCGUCAUGGAGGAGAUCAGUCGCGCAUCUGGAAGCAUCGCCCUCUCCUACGCCGCACACUCGCAGCUCUGUGUCAACCAGCUCUCCCUUAAUGGAACACCCGAGCAGAAGGAGCGAUUCCUUCCUGGUCUCCUAUCAGGUGAGAAGGUCGGCGCUCUAGCGAUGUCCGAGCACUCUGCGGGAUCAGAUGUGGUCAGCAUGAAGACAACAGCCAAGGCCGUUGACGGCGGUUGGCUAUUGAACGGGACCAAGAUGUGGAUUACCAACGGCCCUGACGCAGACUACAUCGUCGUCUACGCAAAGACGGAGCCCGAGAAAGCCUCCAAGGGCAUCACAGCCUUCGUAGUGGAAAAGACAUUCAAGGGAUUCUCCUGCGCCCGCAAACUAGACAAACUAGGCAUGCGCGGAUCCAACACCGGCGAACUUGUCUUCGAAGAUGUCUUCGUACCGAAAGAGAAUGUUCUCGGAGAGGUCAACCGCGGCGUCAAGGUUCUAAUGGAGGGCUUGGACCUGGAGCGUCUUGUUCUCAGCGCUGGUCCGUUGGGUAUCAUGCAAGCUGCCCUCGACCUCGUCCUCCCUUACACCCACGUCCGCAAGCAAUUUGGCAUGCCGAUCGCCCACAACCAGCUGAUCCAGGGUAAGCUGGCAGACAUGUACACCAAGCUUGCUGCCUCCCGUGCCUACACGUAUGCCACGGCGCGACAGAUCGAUAACUCAGCUGCAGAGGGAUCUGGGGCUCUGAUCAGGACGCAGGACUGUGCCGGCGCGAUCCUCUAUGCAGCGGAACGGGCAACGGAGUGUGCGCUUGAUGCGAUCCAGUUGAUGGGUGGAAAUGGGUACAUCAAUGAGAUUCCUGCGGGACGGUUACUGCGCGAUGCGAAGCUGUAUGAAAUUGGGGCUGGAACGAGUGAGAUUAGGCGCAUGGUGAUUGGGCGUGCGUUUAAUCGGGAAUUUGCAUAGAUCCCAUCCAUGCCCUUAAUCCGUUGAUCUUAUGAGGACGUGUUACUUAUACCAGCAAGACCUACCUGCUUUAUCCGACUGACCAUUUAUGGAUUAGAAAUCUUGCAUGUAACAAGUUGUAUGUUCGUGUUCUCAUGUACUCAUUUCUAUACAAAGCGAAAU
Molecule: messenger RNA, 1575 nt
Organism: Aspergillus welwitschiae
Lineage: Eukaryota; Fungi; Ascomycota; Eurotiomycetes; Eurotiales; Aspergillaceae
Product: isovaleryl-CoA dehydrogenase
Exons: 6
Coding region: 118-1413 (431 amino acids)
Biological process (GO): L-leucine catabolic process
Molecular function (GO): 3-methylbutanoyl-CoA dehydrogenase activity; flavin adenine dinucleotide binding
Source: RefSeq, a predicted model, not a curated record